Andrographis paniculata is the source of this 636-nucleotide messenger RNA. RefSeq names its product protein DMP7-like. Bases 1 to 636 code for a protein of 211 amino acids. The record is from RefSeq and is a predicted model, not a curated record. Gene Ontology annotation, biological process: endomembrane system organization. The transcript has a single exon. NCBI's taxonomy places the organism in Eukaryota, Viridiplantae, Streptophyta, Magnoliopsida, Lamiales, Acanthaceae.
AUGGACGCCGGCGACAAACCGGAGGACCACUCAAUCAUUCGACUUCCCUUCCUCUCCGCCACCCAUCAACUCGCCGGAAAGCCGCCCAAAACCGCCGCGCAGAAGGCCGUCCGGAAGGCCUUCAAAGGGACAGCCAAUCUCGCCAACCUCCUCCCCACCGGCACCCUCUUCGUCUUCCAUUUCCUGUCGCCGAUCCUCACCCACGACGGCAAAUGCACCUCCGGCGCCACCCGUGACCUCGCCGCCGCCUUCCUCGCCUCCUGCGCCGUCUCCUGCUUUGUCCUCUGCUUCACCGACAGCUUCCGCGACGACAACGGCAAGGUCCGCUACGGCAUUGCCACUUUCCGGGGACUCCUCGUCAUCGACGGCUCCGGCGCCGCCGUCCCCUCCGACGAGGCGGAGAAGUUUCGUAUCAGGUUCGUGGAUUUCUUCCACGCGUUGAUAUCUGUGGUUGUUUUCGCCGCCGUGGCCAUUUCCGACGAUAAUGUGAUCGGUUGCUUCUACCCGAAGCCGUCGCCGGCGGUGGUGGAGUUCGUGGCGGCCGUGCCCGUCGCGGUGGGGUCGGUCUGCAGCGCGCUGUUCGUCUUGUUCCCCAGCCGGCGCCAUGGGAUUGGCUUCCCGAUUUCACGGCGUUAG